AUGAGUUCUAAAAAGAUUACAUGGAAGUCUAUUGUUUUGAUCUUAGGUUGUUACAAGACAACAUACUCCUUGGAGGAAUCAAAAAAACAAGGCUCAUUCCAAAGGUUGUCCUUGUCUGAUAUAAGCAUUUCUAACUCUAGUAUUCAAGCUAUUGAGGAUCUUUCAGUUUCAUUAGCCGGUUCAAAGCUUUACAUGUUCAAUCUUGAGGAGUUAAGAGAAGCAACACAUGGUUUCUCAUGGAGUAAUUUGUUAGGUGAAGGUGGUUUUGGUCCUGUUUAUAAGGGUUUUGUUGAUGAUAAACUCAGACACGGUUUGAAGGCUCAACCUGUUGCUGUCAAACGGUUGAACUUGGAUGGAUCACAAGGUCACAGAGAGUGGUUGGCGGAGAUUAUAUUUCUUGGACAGCUACGACAUCCACAUCUUGUGAAGUUAAUUGGAUAUUGUUGUGAGGAAGAGCAGCGGCUUUUGGUGUAUGAAUAUAUGGCUAGAGGAAGCUUGGAGAAUCAAUUAUUCAGAACAGGAUAUUCUGCUACUUUACCAUGGUCGACGAGGAUGAAAAUUGCAUUAGGUGCGGCUAAGGGACUAGCUUUUCUUCAUGAAGUAGAUAAACCUGUAAUAUAUAGAGAUUUUAAGACUUCAAAUAUAUUACUGGAUUCGGAUUAUACUGCUAAAUUAUCAGAUCUUGGAUUAGCUAAAGAUGGUCCUGAAGGAGAAGAAACACAUGUGACAACAACUUGCAUAAUGGGAACAAAAGGCUAUGCUGCCCCGGAGUAUAUCAUGUCAGGUCACCUUUCUACCAAAAGUGAUGUGUAUAGCUAUGGAGUAGUGUUGUUGGAAUUGCUUACAGGAAAGAGAGUAGUGGACAAAACCAGAUCAAAUAAAGAGAGACACCUUGUGGAAUGGGCAAAACCUAUUUUGAGAGAUCAAAGAAAGUUUCUUAAUAUCAUAGACUCAAAAUUAGAGGGACAGUUUUCUAUUAAAGGAGCUUUGAAGGUUGCUGCAUUGACUUAUAAAUGCUUAAGCCACAAUCCUACUCCAAGGCCUAAUAUGAGUGAUGUGGUAAAGAUAUUGGAAUCACUUCAAGACUUUGAUGAUGUGAUUAUAAGACCAUUUGUGUAUGUGGCUGUUAGUUAA
Vicia faba (fava bean) is the source of this 1134-nucleotide messenger RNA. The record is from the annotation of a GenBank genome assembly. NCBI's taxonomy places the organism in Eukaryota, Viridiplantae, Streptophyta, Magnoliopsida, Fabales, Fabaceae.